This is a messenger RNA of Syngnathoides biaculeatus (alligator pipefish), 5462 nucleotides long. RefSeq names its product XK related 5b (gene xkr5b). Gene Ontology annotation, cellular component: plasma membrane. NCBI's taxonomy places the organism in Eukaryota, Metazoa, Chordata, Actinopteri, Syngnathiformes, Syngnathidae. The transcript is spliced from 11 exons. Bases 172 to 2202 code for a protein of 676 amino acids. Gene Ontology annotation, biological process: engulfment of apoptotic cell; phosphatidylserine exposure on apoptotic cell surface; apoptotic process involved in development. The record is from RefSeq and is a predicted model, not a curated record.
UGUGCAUUCCAGGUUGGGGUCCACAGUGGCUCAGCUACCUCUGGUACCUGUCCGAUGGAAAGAUCCGCCGCAAGUCUCUCACCUGGACUCACAUACUGCACCUGGGUAUCUUCAAAAGGUGCCACGGCAAUUAAACAAAAAUGAAUUGUGUUUAUUUAAUGCCGAAUAGCUAUGUUGCAUGAGAAGAAGGCGAUUUUGCAACGUGUUGGCAACUUCUGUGCCGACCUCCUUUUUUCACCGUCCAUGCACGUGACGGCCACGCAGUACAGGCUGUGGGAGUGCAUGCGUCUUCCAGACAUGGACGUGUACGGCGAGAUCAUGCAGCAGGCUGACGUGUCCGCCUUGCGGAUGUUGGAGGCCUUGGUGGUCACCCUCCCCGAAACACUGCUGCACACCUACGUGCUCAUCUGCACCGACAUCGGCAUCAAAUCUCCAGCAUCUGUCUGUUUCGCGGUGUGUUUGUUGUCUCUGGCCUGGGCGUUGGUCCUGUAUGCACGAGCCUGUUCCCUCAUCAGACCAGGACACCUGCAUAUGACCCCUGCCGCCAUCUUCUGCCGACUCCUGUGGAGGGUCUGCAUGUUGGGGUCUCGAUUCGGCGUCCUCAUGCUUUUCACGCGGGUCUUCAAGCACUGGGUUCUUGGCGUUAUAGGUGUGCACUGGUUGGGGACCACAUUUUGGAUGGUGUCCCAGCAAACUGACAUCAUCCGUUCAACUAGUCGAUGGAGACUCUUCAAUCUGAUUCUCGGGGCCAUUCACAUCUUCUUCUUCCUCAACGUGAAGUACGGUCCGUCGCGCUUCCGCAUGGCUGGCUUCUACUUGGUCAUGUUUUUAGAGAACAUUUUCCUCCUGCUGGCCUCGUCCUGGUUGUUCAGCAUGGUGUCAUGGGACACGGUGGCCAUCCCGACCGCGGUCCUCUGCAGCUUCCUUAUCGGUGUGAUCUCGUUGGUGCUGUACUAUCGUUUCCUCCACCCCAAAUCCUUUGAGAUCUUCCAGAGUAUCCGCCGUAGAGGGAUCAGUGGCGCCUGCUUGGAGAGUGGGUCUAUACUCUCGUUGGAGGAGAAAGUCACGCCUACUUUUCAUCGCCAUGCGACUUUGUCCGGAGGCGGCACCCUUAUGGACCUCCCACCCCAGUGGGAAGGCUGGAGGCAUCAUCACUGGCUGCUGAUUCGUUUGGCCCUGAAGACGGGGGACGUGCCCAAGAUCUGGUCGGUCUACGGAGAAGGCGGUCUCGCCGGACUCAUGGGCCUGUGUGAAGAGCUUCAUUACGGAAACGAACGUCGGCGCAUAGCGCAGGGCCCACGUAUUCCACCGCAGGUUCCUCAGGUGCUCCAACCAGCUCCUCAGCCGCCCCCACCUCAGGUGGCCCCAGCUCCUCAGAGGGAAGAGAGAGAGCAGGUCCCCCCGCCAAAGCCAGUUCUCACCAAUGUCAUAGCCAGACCUGUGAGGAAAGCUCCUCCCACAACAAUCCACGACAUUAGACUGGUUCCAGAGAUCAUUCCGGUGCACGAGGCUAUUCUUGAAGAGCUCACAGAGGAUUUCAGUGCUCCGCAGACAGAGGAGAAAGGUGAUGAAGAGUUUCAGAGCGCUGUGUACGGCUCACCGUCACUUUCAUCACCCGCCCAACCGAGAAGCCUCCACCACGUCGACAGCAAGUCCGCCACCCUGACCGAGAAGUCGUCCUCUGCAGGUUCUUUGGACAUCAAGACCCCCGCCUGGUCACCUGAACGUCGCUCCCCUCUCCUGAUCAGCUCCCCGGAAAAGAAAUCAGCCACCCCGUUAGACUCGACCUCAUAUUUCAGUGUCGAUGCACCUUCUCCGUCGAGUGGGAGCUAUCUCGGCUGGGGGUCUGAGCUGUCCCCCAUCUCCACCUACAGAAGCCCCUACCGCAUCAGGGAGGCUCGUUUUGUCGCACCGAUUCCACGUCCGGAGUCCCGGGCCGGAUCAGAGAGUCCGAGUCUUGCCCCGGUCGUUAUCAUCCCCGCUACACCCGGUACCACUCCCCGUGCAACCCCGAGCGGGACCCCUGGUUCCAUUACCCCCGCGGCCUCAACGCCCACCGCCUCCACACCUGCUGCAGCCGGUGCUGCAACCCCCGCUAGUGCCACGACACCCAGCACCCCCAUAGUCCCCCUCACCCCAGUCAUCUCCCACGCCCGCAAACAGAUGGUCCAAAUUGUGGACAGCAGAGAGCGGGCUGUGUAAGAAGGUCCAGGUGAACGGCGCCCACCGGCCACAACAUUAGGUACACCUGCGCAAUAUUUAAAAUGCUCGUAUGAUGGGUUCAUGAAUACAUCUCAAGAUGAACAUCAUGUUUUUUAUGAGUCAUCCAGGCAGAUCUUGUAUUGGGUAUUAUUAAAGCAUGGUUGGGCAAAAUGUGGUCCACGGGCCACAUACUAUUCUUUAAUCUGGCUCGCCGAGCACUUACUGCACAUUAUCAAGAGUUGUUUAUAUUGUUUAGUCUUUUUCAAACUAAAAUGGAUGAAUUGAAUUGAAAUGAAUUUAUUUAGCCAUCCAUCCAUUUUCUUAGCCGCUUAUCCUCACAAGGGUCGCAGGAAGUGCUGGAGCCUAUCCCAGCUGUCAACGAGCAGGAGGCGGGGUAAAACCGAACUGGUUUCCAGCCAAUUGCAGGGCACAUGGAGACAAACAGCCGCACUCACAAUCACACCUAGGGGCAAUAUAGACUGUCCAAUUAUUGUUGCAUGUUUUUGGGAUGUUGGAGGAAACCGGAGUGCCGGAGAAAACCCACGCAGGCACGGGGAGAACACGCAAACUCCACACGGGUGGGGCCGGUAUUGAACCCGGGUCCUCAGAACUGUGAGGACAACACUUUACCAGCUGAGACCACCAUUCCGCCACUAUUUAUAUUUUUAUUUAUCCAUCCAUCCAUUUCCUUAGCCGCUUAUCCUCAUGAGGGUCGCGGGAAUUGCUAGAGCAUAUCCCAACUGUCAACAGGCAGGAGGCGGCGUACACCCUGAACUCGUUCCCAGCCAAUCGCAGGGCACAUCGAGACAAACAGUCGCACUCACAAUCACACCUAGGGGCAAUUUAGAGUCUCCAAUUAAUGUUGUAUGUUUUUGGGAUGUGGGAGGAAACCGGAGUGCACGGAGAAAACCCACAAAGGCACGGGGAAAACAUACAAACUCCACAAAGGCGGGGCCGGGAUUGAACCCCUGUCCUCAGAAGUGUGAGGCCAGCGCUUUACCAGCUGACCCACCGUGCCGCUAUUUAUUUAUUUAGUUAUCUAUUUAUUUAUUCGUUUAUUUAUCUAUUUAGUUUUCACAUUUAGAAAAUGGUAACUUGAUUUAUUGUAAAUAAUACAACACAAAUAACAUUAGUUAUUUGGUUAAAAACAAAAUUAAAAUUUUAAAUAAAUAUUUUUUCAUUAUUAUUUUAGGGUAAAGUAUUUUGCGAACAAUUUCUACAUAUUUUUACGUUAUUCAUGAACAGCUUGGCCCCUCCUUUCACUACAGAAAUUAAACGCGCUCCCCCAUGCUUUAUGGUGUGCAGGUGUACCUAAUGAAGUGUCCUGUAUAACCAGUACACAGAAAAUGUGUAGAAAAUGUUCUUUUUGCAAUUGGUGGGAGUGAUGAAUAUUUCCAAAUGACUACACGGCUAUAAUCACAAUGAACAGGCAUACUGAAAUAAAACAGCAUUAUUUUUUUUUCAUUCAAAUUAAUAAGAGUUGGAGCUCUCUCUUGCUAAAAAACUGACUUCCUUUUUCAGGAAACUUACAAGCAAUUUAAAGCUCGUUAGAAUUAUGGCGACGUUUAAGAAGGUUAAUUUUCUAAGUAAGAAAUACGUUUACAUGAAAUGCUGCCUUCCAGGAUGUAGCCUCUUUUCUAAACCACUUGGGUUCUUCUUCUUACUUUUACAAAACGGUACCAAAACACUCUCUUCCUGAUGAAACUAAAAUAUUCAUUGACAGAUAAUAAAGUGUUAUCUUUCAAGUAUUUCAUACUUCAACUGUAACUUUUAGUUGUUGCGGUUUCGUUUAGUCAAACGGGUUUUCAAAACGUUUGCUGAUGUAGAACAUAAAUCAGCCGAGGUCUCACUCCCUAGUUCCUUCUCCUUAACGAUUGUGUACUUUCAACCAAUCUUCAUUAUAAUAAUGCAUUUGUAUUUAAGUCCACGUUUCAGAUCACCCAAUAACAGCGUACGUGAAAUUAAACAGAUUUGAGUUCUGCCAAUCACGUUUCGUAUCAUGAGAGCUAUUUAUUGCAAUAAUCUGCUCAUACGUCAGUUGCUCUUGAAGUACAUAGUUUGUCACAUGCUCUGUGUAUUUCAAGACAAGUGAUGUGGAAUGAUGCAAAAAUGAAAAUACAUUUUCCGACUCAAUCUGCAUGAGGAACGACUGGACCCGUUGCGCAUACUGCAGUAGACGUCGCACACGCUUGGAUGUGAUCGCCACAGCAAUAAAGAAGCUAACGCUAUGUGUCUUUUGUGCACUAAUGAAAAAUACAGUACAAAGUACACGCUUUAGACCACAGAACCGUCGUCACGAAUUGGUGCUUUUCCGCAACUCUGAUGGUUUGUGUGUGUUUAGCGCUUUCUGAUAGCGGCAUUGGUGUCAAACUCAUUUUUUUGUCAUGGGCCAAACCGGAGUCGCGAUUUCCCUGAGAGGGCCGUGAAUCAACAACUGGAGAUGAUUAAUCAAUUCUGGAAUGAGAAGUCAGGGAUUAAGAUAUUGUAAAAACAAAAACAAGGGCGAUUGGUAACACCAAUAAAAAUGCUUCUUCUUUCUUUUCCUUUCGGCUUGUCCCGUUAGGGGUCGCCACGGCGUGUCAUCUUUUUCCAUCUCAGCCUAUCUCGUGCAUCCUCCUCUCUAACACCCACUGUCCUCAUGUCCUUCCUCACAACAUCCAUCAAACUUCUCUUUGGUCUUCCUCUCGCUCUUUUGCCUGGCAGCUCCAUCCUCGGCACCCUUCUACCAAUGUAGGCGCUCUCUCGCCUCUGGACAUGUCCAAACCAUCGAAGUCUGCUCUCUCUCACCUUGUCUCCAAAACAUCCAACUUUGGCUGUCGCUCUAACGAGCCUAUUUUUAAUCCUAUCCAACCUGCUCACUCCGAGCAAGAACCUCAACAUCUUUGUUGCUGCCACUUCCAGUUCUGCUUCCUGUUGUCACUUCAUUGCCACCGUCUCUGAUCGGUACAUCAUGACUGGCUUCACCACUGUUUUAUAAACUUUGCCCUUCAUCCUGGCAGAGACUCGUCUGUCACAUAACACACCAGACACCUUCCGCCAGCUGUUCCACCUUGCUUGGACCCGUUUCUUCACUUCCUUACCACACUCUCCAUUGCUCUGUAUUGUUGACCCCAAGUAUUUGAAGUCGUCCACCCUCACUAUAUCUCUUCACUCUUCCUCCUCUGCCCCUCACAUUCACGCACAUAUAUUCUGUUUUACUUCAGCUAAUCCUCACUCCUCUCCUUUCCAGUGCGUGCCUCCAUCUUUCUAAUUGUUCCUCC